UGUCCCCCCAAGAUGGCGGCCGCUCGGAACCCGGAAGUGCGGAGAGGCGGCGGCCGGCAGGCGGGAGCCUGAGCCCCUCAGGACUCAGGACAUGGUGCAGGGUGAAGAGCACAGAUAAAGAACCUUCCACCACUCCACAGCCUGUUCCACCUGCCCUGAGGACUUCAUGCAGCAGGACACAGGCUGAUGCCCUCAGCACACCCUGCCAUGGACGGGGGGAAGAGUUACCCUCAGCACCAGCACCAGCAGUCAGGCAAUACACUCUACAGCAUCUCCAGCCUCUGCUCCCAGCUCACUGUGCCAGCCAUGGAGAAUUCCAUGCUGGCUGACGACUCAGGGAGUUGCUUCUACCCUGCCUCUUUCCCAACCGAAAACCAGCAAUAUCCCCCUGCUUUUUAUAUGAACCCCAUCACAAACUAUGCAUCUGUGGGCCCCACUGACUUCUUACCAAAAAAUGGUGAUUUUCCUCAGGAUUAUUCAUACCUCGAUGAACUCCCCAACAACAACUCCCUCUUCUCCUCGCCUGCGGACUCCCUCUCUGACAUUGCAGAUCCCAAGGACUUCUUGUCUGCCGACAGUCUGAACCAAGUGCCAACACUAUGGGAUGUAAACACCCCGCAGCAGAACCAAAUCGAGCUCUUCUCACCCAGCAGAUCCUUCCCUGGCUUAAACACUUUGACUGACCCUGUUCCUGCUGUUCCCAACACCUCGCUCCUCGUAAACUACCAGUCUCAGGCUCCUGCAGAGGAGGAGGAUGAAGGUGAGGAGGAAGAAACAGAAGAGUUGGGGCAAACAGAGACCUAUGCAGAAUAUAUACCUUCAAAAUCCAAGAUUGGGAAGCACCAUCCUGACCUUGUGGUUGAAACAAGCACUCUGUCCAGUGUUCCCCCACCUGACAUCACCUACAGCCUUUCCCUGCCACGCUCUGUUGCUGACAAAGGGUCACUCUCUGCACUACAGCUGGAAGCAAUCAUUUAUGCCUGCCAGCAACAUGAAGUUUUAUUACCCAACGGGCAGCGAGCUGGGUUCCUCAUUGGGGACGGUGCUGGAGUUGGAAAGGGCAGGACAGUUGCAGGCAUCAUCUUUGAAAAUUAUCUGAAAGGCAGGAAAAAAGCUCUGUGGUUCAGCGUUUCCAAUGAUCUUAAAUAUGAUGCUGAGAGAGACCUGAAGGACAUAGAAGCCUCCCACAUUCCUGUGCAUGCUCUGAAUAAGAUUAGAUAUGGUGACACAGCUACCUCAGAAGGAGUCCUCUUUGCUACUUAUUCUGCUCUGAUUGGUGAGAGCCAGGCGGGUGGACAGCACAGGACACGUUUGAAACAGAUUUUGGACUGGUGCAGGGAAAACUUUGAUGGAGUUAUUGUGUUUGAUGAAUGCCACAAAGCCAAAAAUGCUAGUUCUACUAAAAUGGGUAAAGCAGUGCUGGACCUUCAGAACAAGCUGCCUCGAGCAAGGGUUGUUUAUGCCAGUGCCACAGGUGCCUCUGAGCCAAAAAACAUGAUUUACAUGAGCCGCCUGGGGAUCUGGGGGGAGGGCACCCCUUUCAGAGCCUUUGAUGAGUUCCUGCAUGCAAUUGAAAAGAGGGGAGUCGGUGCAAUGGAGAUCGUGGCAAUGGAUAUGAAGGUCAGUGGAAUGUACAUUGCCAGGCAGCUCAGUUUCUCUGGAGUGACCUUCAGGAUCGAGGAAAUCCCUCUGGAUCAGAAGGACAAGACUGUGUACGACAAGGCAGCGAAGCUGUGGGCAGAGGCUUUGAUGGUGUUCCAGAAGGCAGCCGACUGGAUCGGCUUGGAGUCUCGCAAGUCGCUGUGGGGUCAGUUCUGGUCGGCUCACCAGCGCUUCUUCAAGUACCUGUGCAUUGCUGCUAAAGUCCAGAGACUGGUCCAGCUUGCCAAGGAGGAGCUGGAGAAGGAUAAGUGUAUUGUCAUUGGGCUGCAGUCCACCGGCGAGGCUCGCACCAGAGAAGUCCUGGACGAGAACGACGGGCGUCUCAAUUGUUUUGUCUCUGCUGCAGAAGGCGUCUUUCUAUCACUAAUUCAGAAGCACUUUCCUUCAACCAAAAGAAAGAGAGAAAAAGGAACUGGCAUUAAAAGAAAACGGAAGCCCAGGGGCCGCUUUCACAAGGCUCUGAAGGGCUGUGACCCCAUGGGUAUCAUCAAGAUCAGUGAUGACAGCAGCACUGACUCUGACAUGGGGCUGGACAGCGACUUCAACUCCUCCCCGGAGUCCGCGUUUGAGACGGACGACGUCAUCUUCGUCGACACCUACAACGGCUUCGCAGCCGAGGACAGGAGCAAUUUUCCCAUGCUGCCUUCCCAGAAGGAGAUGCAUGGCCUAGAACACGUGGAAAAGAUGAAGCAGGACCUCCUAGCAAAAGUAAAAGCACUGGGCAAAGAGCUACCUCUCAAUACCUUGGAUGAGCUGAUCAAGAGCUUUGGGGGCCCAGAGCACGUGGCUGAGAUGACGGGGAGGAAGGGCCGAGUGGUUUGCAGACCCGAUGGCUCCGUCGUGUUCGAGUCUCGUGCGGAACAAGGGCUCUCCAUAGACCACGUCAACCUGAAGGAGAAGGAGCGUUUCAUGAAAGGGGAAAAGCUUGUAGCAAUAAUCUCUGAGGCCUCCAGCUCGGGUAUCUCUCUCCAAGCUGACAGACGAGUGAAAAACCAGAAGCGUCGUGUCCACAUGACACUGGAGUUGCCCUGGAGUGCAGACAGGGCCAUCCAGCAGUUUGGUCGAACGCACCGAUCGAACCAGGUUUCUGCUCCAGAGUAUGUUUUCCUCAUCUCUGAGCUGGCAGGGGAGAGGAGGUUUGCAUCCAUUGUGGCAAAACGUCUGGAGAGCCUAGGUGCCUUAACUCACGGGGACCGCCGGGCCACCGAGUCCAGAGACCUCAGCAAGUACAACUUUGAGAAUAAGUAUGGGGCAAAAGCAUUAGACAGAGUCCUCUCCACGAUCCUCAACCACACAGAGAACAGAGUUCCUGUACCCAAGAGCUAUGAGAGAAGGGAGGCUGCAUUUUUCCAUGAAAUGAAGGAAGGUCUCAUCUCUGUGGGGAUCUGCUGCAAUCAGAUAAAGAGUGGCACAGUCUCAGUGGAGAAAGACUGUUCCAUCACCAAGUUCCUGAACCGAAUCCUGGGGCUGGAGGUGGACAAGCAGAACAUGCUCUUCCAGUAUUUUUCUGACACCUUUGACUAUCUGAUUGAAAAGGACAAGAAGGAGGGCAAAUAUGACAUGGGCAUCCUAGACUUAGCCCCAGGAGUGGAUGAGAUCUAUGAGGAGAGCAAGGAGGUCUUCCUGACCCCUGGGCACCCACAGGAUGGGCAGGUCGUGUUUUAUAAGAUUAGUGUUGACAGAGGCUUAAAGUGGGAGGAAGCCUAUGAGAAGUCACUCAAACUGACAGGAUCCUUUGAUGGGUUUUACCUCUCCUACAAGAUGCGAGGCUCCAAGCACACCUGCCUGCUGGCAGAGCAGAGCCGUGGCAAGAACUUCAUCCUCUACAAGCCAAAUAUUGGGAAGCAAAGCCAGCCUGAGAGCCUGGACAGCCUGCAGAAGAAGUACCAGAGGGUGCUGCCUGAGGAAGCCAAGGAGCACUGGGAGAGCAGUUACCACUUCUCCUUAAAGAACUGUAACCACGCAGUCCGGAACAGGACCUGCAAGCUGGUGCAGGAGGGGAAGGAGUGCUUCCAGGGCAUGCGCCUGCGACACUACUACAUGCUGUGUGGGGCCCUGCUGAGGGUCUGGAGCAAGAUUGCCAACAUCAUGGCAGACAUCACCAACACCAGCUACCUGCAGAUCGUCCGCCUCAAGACCAAGGAGAAGAAGAAACAAGUUGGGAUAAAGAUCCCCGAGAGCUGUGUCCGGAAGGUGCUGGAGGAGCUGAAGCAGAUGGACGAGAACGUGAAGCGAAAGCACAACCGACUCCUCCAGGCCCAAGAGCAGAGCCCACAGUUCUCCCUCCCACUGCACCUCCUGUCACAGCCCCUGGACCUCAGGCAGGCAGGGCCUGGGGUCCCCCUGCCCAGGUACUCCCAGCACCAGGAUGAGAUCCUGGACUUGACCUACAGCCCUCCCAACAGCAGCAUUCCCGACGUGGUGAUGAACCCGGAGCCCGCUGCCUUGUGCUUCCCCUCGGAGCCCCUGCUCCAGCCACACCAGCAGCACACGUUACCCUUUGGCUUCAGCCACCCUUCUGCCUUCAAGAGCCCAGCCCCUGUCCUGGAGGGGAGUGUUCCUCUGGGCUCCUCACUGCACAACCCCCUGCCUCUGCCUCACCCGGGACCUUUGCAGGCGCUGCAGCAGCAGCAGGAAGAUUGCCUGGAACAGGAUGGCAACAUCAAUUUUAGGGAGAUCUUGGAAGACAUGCUGAGGACGUUAAAUGGGGCUCCCCAGGAGAAUCAGGAACGUCAGAGUGUGAUCCAGUUCAGUGGCCCUUACUGAGACUUCUGACAGCCAGCUGGGCAUGCCCAGCAAGGUUUGGCUGCUCUGGAUCCCCCAUCCUUUGGCACACAGGUGAGAGCUGGGGAGCUCUGGCUUUUCUGCUGGUUUGGACUGACCCUUUUCUGGUUUUGAGGGAAGACAAAAAGCCCCCAAACCUAUAGUUCCUUCAAGCAAAGUUUAUUUAUAUAUAAUAUACAGUCAGGCAUGUAUAGAUUUGUAUAUAACAUGAGCUUGGGGGGGAGUUGAGAGCUGCCAAGUUCAGCUGAUGUGGACUGAUGCUCUCUGCUGUGUUCAAAUCCUUCUUAAAGGUCAGUGCCCAUGUAGGACUGUGGAGAGAUGCCCCCUCCUCAGUGCCCACCCCCCUGCAGACUACUGAGUUUCCAAGCUGGGUUGUGCCUUCCCCACCCCUCCAGCUGCCCCUGGAGUGGGGCAGGGCCAUGUCUGGGCUCCACAAUGGCCCUUUGACCCAUUCCUGAAGGAUGAGAACCCAGCCCUGCCGAGGGCUGGCUGACCAAACCGUGUCUGCAUCCAGACUUGUGCUGCCCCAGCUCUGCUGUGGACCUUGAGGCUGCUCUGGAGGGCUGGGUCAGAAGGCAGGAAUGAAGGGGAAGGGAAUGCAGUCCCAGAGUCAAUAGCCACUGAGCUCAAGUGUCCCUCUGUGCAGGGCUGAGCAGGUCUAGCUGAGAGAAGCAAAACUGCCUGUGCCUGCUCUGUCCUUCCUGGGGAGGGACGGGGACACCUGGAGCUGCCUGAGCUCUGUGGGGGAGGGCAGGAGCUGGCUGCACCCGUGCCCUGUUUGUCAGUAUGGUGGCAGAGCUUGUGAGUUUGUCAGAGCUCAGCCACACUGGGACCACAGGGGCAUUCCCUGGAGCAGAAGGGCCACGUGUCCCAUCAGCCUGUCCUGCACUUUAGCUUCCCCAGGGUCGCUGUGGCUGGCCCUGCUUUGGCCAACUUCUCGCUUUGGCAUGUUGUCCUUUUGCCUGGUUGCCUCACUGGUCCUGUUGUGUAGGGUUUGUCCUUGGCUGGGCCAGGGACACAGGCCUGGGGGGGCUGGAUUGGGGUCCCCAGCCCUGCCCACUGCUGACCUCGGGGAGAGCUGCUCCCAGGCCUCAGAAGGGAGGAGUUCCCUGGUGAGCACCGAGUGUAUCGCUGCUCUUGCUGCAAAUUCAACCUCUGAUACCAAAGAGCAAAGGUCUGCUUUGCAAAGCACUGCCCCAGACAGCCCACUGCCCCUUGGCUGGGAGCAGCUGGGUGAGCUGCACUCUUGCCAGGACCAAGGGAGCCUCCAGCCCCCCUCUGCCACCAUCCCCGUUCCAGCAGCAUCUCACCUCGGCGGGUCCCGGGGACACUCUCUUUUGUUUUCUCCCUUGAAGGAGUAAAGCUGCCUGCUGGCUCCAGGACUGGCAGCUCCUUCCACAGGCCUCCCCUCUGCUCUGCUGCUUCUCCCAGCCUUGAACCAUCAAGGUGUUUCCUACAAGUGGCACCAGGAUGUUUUCAGGGGAAGGACACGAGACCUUCCCUGGCUGGCCUGGCCCUGGGGAAGGGCAGCUGAGAGAGGCCUCUGGGAGGAUCCCCCAUGCCCUGACAGGUCAGUUUUGAGGGGCUGCAGUACAGUACCAAUGGAGUCCUGUCCUCCAGGCAGAGCUGUGGGCCUUCCAUCUCCCCCCAGGGCUCAGGGACUGGUCUAACACCCUGUUGCUCGUGGGAAGUUCUCCAGGAGCAUCCACAGUGUUGGUUUGCCUUCCCUGCUGGUGUGGGCUCCUUUGUGAGGCUGCUCUGGUCUCUGCCCUUCAUUUGAGUGGCUUGUCCUUUCCCCUUCACUCUCCCCAGCUGGUAUCUGCCUCCCACCAGCCCACCCAGGGUCAGCCCUGCCCUCAGGGCUGCAUUUUACCACAUUCAAGGAAACCUCCUUACCUCAGAGUAAACACCAAAGACGAGGAGCCCGUGUUCCCUGGGACCCUGCUGACUGCUUCCUCACAGCCCUUCCCUGGUCCUGAGCAGUGAGGCUCUUCCCCUUUCCCCACAACCCUCCUCUAUUUAAAGUACAUCCCAGUCCACCCCAGUUGUGGCUUUGCCCUUGCCCCGGUUCCUUCGCUCGGCGCUCGCUCGGUUCUCAGCGAGGAGAGAAAAGGACACCAGGGAAACCCAAAUCAGAGAGGCUUAAACUCAGGAAUAGCAAAGAGGCCUCUCCCACGAGGCACCCUCUGCCAGCCACUUCUCCACCAUCACCUGGAGCCUUCCACUGGUGGCUUUUGUUCAUUUUACACAGAUAUGCAAUUGUCCUUCCCUGAUCUCUGGGAAGCCAGAGAGCACCUUCAAGGAAAGCCCUUCCCUGCCCCAAUCCUGUGUUUUUGUCAGGGUUUAAUAAUAUGUUAACAGUACCUUUUAACUAAAUUAUUAUGCAGUUGUCCUACUGAUUGUAUUUUUAAAGGAGUCCCUGGUUUUUCCUCCCUCACACCUUUUUGUUAGCACUUUUUAACCCGCUUGUCGUUUGCCUUUGGUUUUCUAUGUGUAUUUAUAAUUAAUUGAGAUGUAUAUAUAUGUAAAGAGAUUUUUUUUUUAGAAUAUGUGCCUUUGACUAAUAAUUCCUGAAUUUUC
Messenger RNA from Colius striatus (speckled mousebird), 7026 nucleotides. It is a transcript of the gene SBNO2, whose product is annotated as strawberry notch homolog 2. Gene Ontology annotation, molecular function: chromatin DNA binding; histone binding. The record is from RefSeq and is a predicted model, not a curated record. NCBI's taxonomy places the organism in Eukaryota, Metazoa, Chordata, Aves, Coliiformes, Coliidae. The coding region runs from base 187 to 4428 and encodes 1413 amino acids. Gene Ontology annotation, biological process: regulation of DNA-templated transcription. The transcript has 32 exons. Gene Ontology annotation, cellular component: nucleus.